Molecule: messenger RNA, 7537 nt
Organism: Mustela erminea (ermine)
Lineage: Eukaryota; Metazoa; Chordata; Mammalia; Carnivora; Mustelidae
Gene: ARHGEF33
Product: Rho guanine nucleotide exchange factor 33
Exons: 19
Coding region: 779-3541 (920 amino acids)
Molecular function (GO): guanyl-nucleotide exchange factor activity
Source: RefSeq, a predicted model, not a curated record
UUCAAAAUACCCUAUUUCUAACUGUUCAAAGAUAAAUUUUUAAAAUUAGACACUUUUGGAUUUGUUGGUUAGCACUAAUUGGUAUGUUUUAAGAGUAAAUACUAUUUACUGGAAUUUAUACAAAUUAAGACAAAGUGAGAGGAUGUUUUCAGGAAAGGACAUAUAAUGCAAUUUCAAAACUUCUGGAAAAUAUAGAAAAAUACCUGUUUUAUGGCAAACUAAAUUUUCCCUGAUAUUUUUCUUUAAAAGUACUUAAGGUAACAAGAUAAAUACUUUGCUUUAAAAAUCUUUAGCUUUGUAUUGAUAUAGAAAUAACUUUUUAAUGCUCAAGUUCCCAGUUUUCUAGGAUAAAAAACCCAUUCCUUUUUAACAGCUUUCUUUUACUCCUUAAAAGUAAAUCCAGUUCAGUUGAUUAGUUGAUGCUAGAAUUUGACCUGAAGCUUAUAUAAUUAGAAGAGACACUAGUUUUCCUCAUUUAAAAGCCUAGUUAGCAUAUGACAAUCUCGUUUCCGGGGAAGUCAAACCUCUCCUGCUUUUUUUUUUUUUAUAUAACCUUUAAAUUAAUCUAGAAUCCAGAUAAGCCUUGAUCUGAGGAUGAUAUAACCACAGCAAGCAACAUGGGAACCUCUAGAAAAAUCAGAAAGACUUCAUAAAACAUGAUGUGAUGUCUACCGGUGGAGACAGGCCACAAGGUCCAGAGAAGAAGGGGUGGCCUGAUCCAGGGACAAUGAAGAUGUAAUGUUGAAGAAUCAGCUGGAGGAAAGAAGCAACAGGCACCAUGGAAAAGACCAAAACAAAGCAAGGAGAGAAUGAACAUAUGCCGAUGAAUAACCCUUCCACACAGAUUUACCAGGCUUCGAAGUACAAGUCUUCCCUGAACCUGCCUCCGGUGGGAGCCCGCCUCCAGCGGCAGGACGGAGGGAUCAUAACCUCUCUAGAGCAGCUUCACGAAAAAAUCAACGAGAUGAGGAACGUGUUCAACUCGCUGGAGAACAAGUUGCAGGCCUUGGCCUCUGAACUCAAAACUGGAUUCACGGAAGCAAUGCAAGAACUGUCAAGAAUUCAACAUGGAGAAUAUGCUUUGGAAGAGAAGGUUAAGAGCUGCCGAUGUUCCAUGGAAGAAAAAGUUACUGAGAUGAAGAAUUCGUUGAACUAUUUCAAGGAAGAGCUGAGCAAUGCCAUGUCAAUGAUUCAAGCCAUCACUUCCAAGCAAGAAGAAAUGCAACAGAAAAUUGAACAACUUCAGCAGGAAAAGAGAAGGGAAUCUCGAAAAGUUAAAGCCAAGAAAACUCAGAAAGAAGAACAUGGCUCGCAGGCUGGGCCUGCUCAGGCACAAGGAAGUCCUUUCCGUUCGAUCAAUAUCCCUGAGCCUGUUCUUCCAAGUGAAGACUUUACAAAUCUUUUGCCUUCUCAGGCCUAUGAAAAAGCCCAAGAGUCCAGAUCCAUGCAUGUCGCAGACAGUAAUGUGAAGGGGAUGAUGGGUCCUGGGAUGAACCCAACAACUCCAGAAGCAGAAGAAAACCUGAAGUCUUGCCUCUCGGCUGAUAUCCAGCCCAAGAGCCAUCUCUCAUCUGGUGUGUGGAGGCAGCCAAAGGAUGGCAAAGAAUGGGGCGAGGAAUAUGUCACGAAAGACCACCCAGAUAAACUCAAGGAUGCUGGCCAGGGCAGACACAGCUCCUUGGAAAAUGUUUUAUGUGAAACCUCUUUAGCUGCUAAAAGACAGACUGUGGCUCUGGAACUGCUUGAGUCAGAGAGAAAAUAUGUCAUUAACAUCUCUCUGAUCCUGAAGAUCAAGGCAACAUUCCAAGGGUCAGAUGGAAAGAGGAAUUCCAAAGAGAGAAGCCUCUUCCCUGGCUCUUUACGGUACCUUGUCCAGCAGCACCUUGAUUUGCUUCAUGCUCUGCAGGAAAGGGUCCUGAAGUGGCCACGCCAAGGAGUUCUUGGAGAUUUAUUCCUUAAGUUGACAAAUGAUGAGAACAAUUUCUUGGAUUAUUACGUUGCCUACCUAAGGGACCUGCCUGAAUGCAUCUCUUUGGUUCAUGUUGUUGUUCUGAAGGAGGGUGAUGAAGAGAUUAAAUCUGACAUCUACACACUGUUUUUUCACAUAGUUCAGCGCAUCCCUGAGUAUCUGAUACAUCUGCAGAAUGUCCUGAAGUUCACAGAGCAGGAACACCCUGACUAUUACCUACUUCUGGUGUGUGUUCAGCGCCUCCGAGUAUUUAUCUCGCAUUACACCUUGCUGUUUCAAUGCAAUGAGGAUUUGCUUAUUCAGAAACGGAAAAAGCUCAAGAAGUCAUCCAUGGCAAAGCUGUACAAAGGGCUGGCUUCCCAGUGUGCAAAUACUGGACAAGAUGCUUCCCCUACUACUGGCCCUGAGGCUGUCCGUGACAGUGGGAUCCACUCAGAAGAGAUACUGCAACCCUACCCUUCUGCUCCCAGUUCUGGCCCUGCUGUCACACAUUUGAUGCCCCCAGUGAAGAAGAGCCAACAACAGCAAAGCCUGAUGGAGAGCAUGCAGCCUGGGAAGCCCAGUGAGUGGGAGAUGGAGAGCAGAAAGCACGAGAGGCCCGAGAGCCUCCUGGCGCCGGCGCAGUUCUGUGCGGCCGAGCAGGACGUGAAGGCGCUCGCCGGGCCCCUGCAGGCCAUCCCCGAGAUGGACUUCGAGCCCUCGCCCGCCGAGCCGCUGGGCAACGUGGAGCGGUCCCUGCGCGCCCCGGCCGAGCUCCUGCCCGACGCCCGCGGCUUCGUGCCCGCGGGCUAUGAGGAGUUCGAGUACGGCGGCGAGAUCUUCGCGCUGCCCGCGCCCUACGACGAGGAGCCGUUCCAGGCCCCGGCCCUCUUCGAGAACUGCUCGCCCGCCUCUUCCGAGUCCAGCCUGGACAUCUGCUUCCUGCGGCCCGUCAGCUUCGCCAUGGAGGCCGAGCGGCCCGAGCACCCGCUGCAGCCGCUGCCCAAGAGCGCCACGUCUCCCGCGGGCAGCAGCAGCGCCUACAAGCUGGAGGCGGCGGCGCAGGCGCACGGCAAGGCCAAGCCGCUGAGCCGCUCGCUCAAGGAGUUCCCGCGCGCGCCGCCCCCCGAGGGCGUGGCCCCGCGCCUCUACAGCACGCGCAGCAGCAGCGGCGGCCGCGCGCCGCUCAAGGCCGAGCGCGCCGCGCAGCCGCACGGCCAGGCCGCCGCCGCAGCCGCCGCCGCCGCCCGCGGCGCGCCCAGGACCUUCUUCCCCCAACAGAGGUCCCAAAGCGAAAAGCAGACCUAUUUGGAAGUAAGGAGGGAGAUGCAUUUAGAAGACACCACCAGAUUCUGUCCGAAGGAAGAAAGAGAAAGCGAACAAACAUCUUUCAGCGAUCAAAACCCCAGGCAAGACCAGAAAGGGGGCUUUCGCAGCUCCUUCCGCAAGCUCUUUAAAAAGAAGUCCAGUGGAUCAGAAUACAGGGAAAAAACUAAUGAGAAUCCCUCAAUGGAUCCUUCACCCACCAAACAAGAUUUCUUCAGAAACCGACUUGCUCUUGCAAAUGACCUUGACCAAGGAACAGCUGUGUAAAACAUAUUUAAAGUUGUAUUGUCAAGUGGUAAGAUGAGGAUAAAAAGCCUGUAUAUAUCUGUGUAGGAAUAUAUAUACUUAUAUAUAUUGAUGUAUAAAUCCCUGAGGAAAACUAGUAUAAAUACUUACAUAGGAAACCAAAUCAACAUACAAGACCCUGAAGAGCUGAAGAUUAGUCUAUGGGUGAGAGCUGGCUUUUUGAACCUCAGCACUUGGGAAAAGGGAAAUGAAGACUUUUCACAGCUUUACAGAAACACAGUAAAUUUGGAAGAAAAUAAAUGUUUGUAAGAACAAAAACUUCCAACUUGAAGUCAUUCCCCCAGUAUAAUACUGAGCAUGUAACGUGGAUGUGAGUUUUUUGCUUCCCAGGCAUUUACCUUAGGAAUUCAUCCCAGGAUUCUCAGGCUAAUACACACGAUGCCAGGGGCCAGUUCUGUCUUGCCAUAUGUCUUCCAAAAACCCAAGCCAAUACCUAACAUCCCUUGAGGCAAAGGAUCAAUUUACAGAGUUGUGUUUUACCUGUUGCCAAUCUGAGUUGUGGAGGAUUUGCACUUAAGCCAUAAUAUAGAAGGUUCAAAGCUUAUAGACACAUUGCUCUCUGAACAGGAAGAGAACCCUGAGAGUAGUAUUUCUCUUGUUCUGUGGUUAUGAAAAUCAGUACAGGGAACAAAGAUUUCUUUUGAAACCGGGAGGCCAAAGAAACAUUUUCCCUCGUGUGGGUUGUGCUGCUGAUGAGAACAGUGCAGAGUCCGUGUGUUACUGAGUAUUCAGGACUCAAAGAUCCCUUAGUGAUCCUGAGUGUCCCAUUCACUCAUGAACGGAUGGAUUGGGGGAAAAAGCACUUAUUCAGCUACAUCCUCUUUUUAAAAGGAUUUUCUUCAGUCUGGAAAGAAGGGGCAACAACAUCAGUGCUUUAGUGGCUCACAAACAGGGGUUGCUCCAAAACACCAGGUCAGAAUGAAAACUUAGGGCUGGCAAUACCUUAUUCUGUUUUCUAGAAGCAAGCUGUAAAAAACACCAGAGUUCUUAUAGUUCAGACGGAGGAAUCAUUGCAGUGAGGGUGGCCUGGGUAUGGGGUGUUAGAAUGUGCUCGUUUCCACACAGAGAUGGCCAAGGUGGUCCACAUCCUUGACAUGCCCCGAACUAAGAAUAACAGAAAAAAAUGAGGUUUAAACAAUUUGUCUCUCUUCCCAGACAAUCAUCUGUAAUAAAUUAGAGGCAUUUGGUGACUGUUCAUUCAGAAUCUUGGUACUCAGACCAACUUCUUGAGGGGCUGUUCCUCUAGGAACGAGUUAUUUCAUAGAAUCGGGGAAGUUCUACUUUUGAGUGUUAAACAGGUUUUCUUCUGCUUGUCUGAUCAUUAGUUAGGAACUCAGCCAUUAUCCACUUUGAACAAUAGGUGAUCUGGAACACUUAAAAGAUCACUGCCAAGUUUGGGGAGUUUCCAGUAUUUAGGUGUAAGCCAAGCUUUCUCAUUUUCCUGAAAUUCAUGAACCCCUUGGAAGCCAGAUUUCUCCCCAUGUGUAGGCUGAGGACGGUUUUGGGGGAGUGCCUGGAAGCACAGCGCAGAAGUGACUGUGCCUGGAAAGUGAAGUACGAGUCACAGUCUUUUAAGUAAAAUGUAAAAACAAUAACAUUUCUCUCCCCUUCAUAAUGUUGGUCAUUAAAAUGAUCGACUACUGGGAAGGUUUCAAAACUGUCAAACACCUCUCAAAUUUUCAUUUUGAUAACAUCCUUUGCAAAAGUCUUGACGUUACAUCUGUAGCACAACUCAGUUUUGUUACAGUUUAUGAAACUAGCCUGUAACACUAGUAAUAAUUAGUGCUGCUCUUCUCUGGGUCUCCAUCACCUGGAAUUUGGGUUUUUCUGGUAAUUUCCUAACUGCCCCCAAGUACUGUCUGUGCCCAUCAGUCCUACACAUCUCUAACACAUUAAUAUUCCCAAAUACUGCAUUGUGUGAAACUCUUUGACUGUUCUUAUUUGUCAAAUUCUGAACUCCUUGACUUGACCUCCAAGGCUGUCCGUGUCUGCAGCGCGGCCACCAGUCCUCUAUCUGGCUGCCACCCCCCACUUCGCAGGCCUGCUGGGCGGCGUGCCUCCGCGGAGCUGGGCUCUUACCGCUGGCUGGCAGGCCGCGCGGCCCUGCCUCACUCCUGUCCCCAGCCGCCUUCCUCUCUGCCAGUCUUCGAGGUCCAGCGUAAGUCCCUCAUCUUCCUGUGAUCUCUGGUGCUGUAACUUGUCUAUCUUUUGAUGCGGUUUGUCUUGUCUUCCCGAGAAGAAUGUAAGUCCCUUCAAAGGCAGGAACUACAACAAACUAUGACGUAUCUUUUUAAAUUCCUUUACACCUCUUGAAUAGUACACAGUAGGCUACGGAGAAUAAUUUCUGCUCAUCAUCUGACAGAGAGUCAUUCCUCAUUGAGGUUGUCGCUUUACCUUCCUGCCUUUUAAUUUUUUAAAAAAAGAAAAAUACCAAAGGAAAUAAAAUACAGUUGUCUUCCAAAGCAGUUUUGCUUAAAGGCAAAAGGCACCACUGCCACUUUCACAGCAUCUAGAGUUAGAAAACAUCACUCCACCAAAAAAAAAAAAAAAAAAAAGUUUGCUACUUUUUUCUGUGUUGUGCUGGCUCAUUUCAUCAUCUUUCUAUGUAGUAGUAUAAACUGACAGCAGAGCUAGGAUCUCUAACGACGUUUCUUAAUGACACUUCAUAUAACGUUGCAUGAGAGAUGAAGUCAGGAAGUCCGGGUGAGAAAGAGCCUUGCGAUUCCUGCAUCUGUGAGCUCUAGUCUCCCGGAGAAGUGCCGUUUACAUGGGAGGCCGCAGCGGUCUCCUGGGAGUGCCUGGGUUCCUCCCCCCCCACCCCCCCCAAGAGAUGAGGGGGAUGUUUCUGCACAGGCUGGGAGCGGCAGGGCAGCUCGUCCCUUCCGAAGCCUGGUGUGGUCUGUAUACAAGCCCGAGCAAGGAUCGCCCUGCUUUUCUGAACCCCAAACUAGAGUCUUGGAGAACCAGGGAUCUGUGGACCCACGCUGCAGGGUUCUCUGCAGUGGGGGGGCUUCAUCAUGGGACAAAUAGUUUAAACCUAUCGGGGGCUUGAAAGUAGAAUGGUGUUUUGUGCUUGCCCAGGGAAAACCCUUUAAAGCUUUCUAUAGCAUCUCACGAUCUCAUACCUCAUUCACUUACUUCUUCAAGUCUUUACGGAUACGUUUCUUUCUCCAUGAGGGCCCUUGUAAAAAUUCAGAUUCCUGGGUCCUAGCUCAGUCCCACUUUACUGGAGCAUUUGUGAGUGGGGCCCAGGCAUCGGCGUUUUAAAUGCUCGCAGGUGGUGGUUCAGCCCACUGACAGCUGAGAGCUGUUACCUCUUAGACCGAUAAGUUGAACGAUCUAGUAUGUAAACUUCAGCACUCAGAGUCUAGCCAUAGAUGGAAAUUUAGGACAGAAUAAAGAACUGAUUACACUUACCUUGAGAUAUAGAAGGUUGAUGGUUCAUCAAAACCCAAAUGAAUCUUUCUGAAUUCAUACAUUUAUUGUCUGUGUCCUUUACUAUCGCAUACAGUAAGAUUUUGGUUAAAAUAUACAUAUAUACAGGAUUAGUGUCCUUUAUAAUAGAUUGGUAGAAUUGAUUGUAUAUUCCAGAUAAUCGCAUGUACUUAGGAAAACAAUAAAAUGAAUGUCUUAUGUUAAGUUGUACAAUAAAAUUAAAUCUAGUUUUCAGACUAAACUUUCUCUUGAAACAUCACCAUUACUGAUUUUCUCCCUGAGCCUAAAACCAGUAAUGCUUUUGCAACACUUGAGAUUCUCAUUGCCCGAAAGUUGAUUCAACUUAAAGAUGUGAGUGUAGUCCUCUCAGCACCUGAGCAUCCUGGCACUUACGGAACAUGGGCCAGUAAGUCUCACAUGGUGGGGAGGGGGUGAGGAAAAAGGAAAAUGUGAUAGAAGAGAGGUUGAGAAAAUUGAUGAGGACCUAUAUAUUUUAAGGGAAAAAAAUAGAAAUUUUAUUUU